Molecule: messenger RNA, 405 nt
Organism: Symbiodinium sp. CCMP2456
Lineage: Eukaryota; Dinophyceae; Suessiales; Symbiodiniaceae
Source: the annotation of a GenBank genome assembly
AUGCGGCGAAAAAAGCGAGAGGCGUUGCGAGCAGAACUGCUUGCUGCUGGAGAUCCCAUUCUUUCCUGGCGCGCCUGCAUGAGGCAGGCGCGCUCGUGGCCAAUACCGUCAGCGAGCAGCUCUGCUCAGCAGGCUGCAAAGUCUCAGUCUAGGCACACUGGGCGGCAGGAAACUGUCAAGCGCCCGAUGCGUCGAAAAAGACGCCGACUUCGAGCGAAACCAACUGUGGGCCUGGAAUCAUUUGCUGCUGCAGUCGGAAGAUGCAAGAUGAAAGAAAUCAAGCUCAAAGUCGCAGAAGCGGAGGCCUGUGCCGACUCGCACUUGCCAUCGCAGCCAACUGCUGCCAGCAUCGAUGUGGGUCCGGCAGAGACCCGAAGCGUCAAGAAGCGGAAGCGCAAGAUUGCU